UAGGGUUCAACAUGAACGACAAGCACUUCCCAGUCGAAGCUAAGCCUCGUCGGCGGGUGUUGCGUCAGCUAAAUUUAGCUUUAACGCGGUGGAUGAUGUGUCUGCCAAAUUUUGCUAUGCUGACGUUGCGUGAGCCUAAUUCUGCAUCGCCGAUUAUCCUCCCCGACGAACUGAUUGUAGAAAUCAUCUCCUGGCUCCCAGUGAAAACUCUAAUGAAAUUCAGGUGCGUGAAUAAGUUCUUCAAAACUAUCAUCACCGAUCCUCACUUCGUUCAAAUGCAUCUCAAGAAAUCAUCACGAAAUCCACAUGUAGCACAAUUCUGGCGUCCCGAUUUUUCGAAAGAAACCAGUUUUGUAACUCUCUCCAUUCCUGAUUUGCUUCAAACAAAGAUUACUCAACUUCACGAUAGUCCUUUCCAUGAUAGAUUGAACAAUUAUUAUUUAAAUGGAAGGGGACAGGUUAUUGGUUCAUGUAAUGGAUUGAUAUGCUUUAUUUAUUAUUCAUUCUAUUACCGUACUACUGACUGUCUUUGUUUCUGGAAUCCGGCUAUGAGAACGGUGUCUGAAUUUACUACAACAGUUUGCCGUCAGCGUUGUGGGUGUUGUGUAAAGUACUCUUUUGGUUAUGAUAAUUCAGCAGGAACUUAUAAGGUGGUAGCGUUCCAUGUAGUGGAGAAGGAGAAGCAAAAUGGUAUGAAUAAUCCAAAAAGUGUGGUGAAAGUUUUCACCUUGGGGGAUAAUUCUUGGAGAGACAUUCAAUGUUUCCCUGUGCUUCCAUUAUACUGGUCUGACUAUGACAAGAACAGUGGUGUGUAUAACAAUGGUGUAUAUUUGAGUGGUACUAUUAAUUGGUUGGCCCUUCGCAAUUACUUUGGGUCGUAUAAUGAACCUGAUUGGUUUAAAGGUGUUACUGUUGAACAAUAUGUGAUUGUUUCGCUAGAUCUCUCAACCGAGUCAUACACUCAGAUGAUGCUUCCUCGCGGUUUUGUUGAGGUGCCACCACGACGUUUUCAGCCAAAGAUUGUGGUUUUGAUGAAUUGUCUCUGUUUUGGUCAUGAUUUUGAGAGAAGUCACUUUGUUAUAUGGAAAAUGAAAGAUUUUGGAGUUCAAGAGUCUUGGGUUCAAUUGUUUAGAAUUAGAUAUGAGACUUUCUUUCCAAGAGGCCGGAAGUAUAUUUUUGAGCCGUUGAAUUUUUUGCCAUUGUACCUUUCUAAGAAUGGUCUUACGUUUAUAUUCGCAACAGAUGAAGGAGGUUUGGCAUUUCUCUAUAAUUGCAUAGACAAUAAAAUAGAGAAAAUUAGACCUACAAAUAGAAUUUGGUGGCUGUGGGUUACGAAUCACAUUGAAAGUUUGGUUCCGACAAGUUGAA
This is a messenger RNA of Trifolium pratense (red clover), 1368 nucleotides long. RefSeq names its product F-box/kelch-repeat protein At3g23880-like. The record is from RefSeq and is a predicted model, not a curated record. Gene Ontology annotation, molecular function: protein binding. NCBI's taxonomy places the organism in Eukaryota, Viridiplantae, Streptophyta, Magnoliopsida, Fabales, Fabaceae. Bases 12 to 1367 code for a protein of 451 amino acids. The transcript has a single exon.